AUGCAAUUACUUGCUGAUUAUUUUGAACCCAAACUAAACGUUGUAGCGGAGAGGUACAAGGUUAGAUGUCGAUCCCAUGAACCAGGUGAGACAGUUCAGGCGUUUUUUAUGGCUCUUAAACAUUUUGCAAAUACGUGCCAGUUUGCUAAUUUGCAUGAUGACAUGAUCUGUGAUCAAAUCGUAGAAAAAACAAACUCUACGAGAGUCAGGAAAAGAUUAUUGAUGGAGAAAGAGCUAACCUUGACGAAAGCUAUUCAGAUUGCAGAGAGGGUCGAAGCAGCUGAGAUGGAACGAAAAAACAUGGAAGGGAUAGCGGUAAAGGCCCCUGAUGAACUCCAUGCUGUAUCGAUACCAGUAUGUGCACAAACGCAGGUGAGGAAGAGGUAUAAUAAUGGACCUCCUGGUGGGGGACAAAGACGAUAUUUUCGAUGCGGGUCUCAACGCCAUUUGGCAAAUUUUGCUGAAUGUCCAGCGAAGAGCCAGGUGUGCCGUCAGUGUUUAAGGGUGGGCCACUUUCAGCGUAUGUGCCAUGAAGUUGGUGAUAAAAACGUUAUGUAG
Molecule: messenger RNA, 558 nt
Organism: Anneissia japonica
Lineage: Eukaryota; Metazoa; Echinodermata; Crinoidea; Comatulida; Comatulidae
Exons: 1
Coding region: 1-558 (185 amino acids)
Source: RefSeq, a predicted model, not a curated record